CCGAAUAGAGUCCUCUCAGCCGCCAGACGGCGCAGCGCACAGAGCCUUAGACUCUAUGGUCGCUCCCAUGAGGAAGCGCGACCAGGAACCUCCUAUAUACUUCCGUUUCCGGCCUAUCAUCUUCCUUUCCCUGCUGAUAGCUCUCGCAGACAUGGUGAACGUUCCUAAAACCCGCCGAACUUUCUGUAAGAAGUGUGGCAAGCAUCAACCCCACAAAGUAACACAGUACAAGAAGGGCAAGGAUUCUCUGUAUGCACAGGGAAAGCGGCGUUAUGACAGGAAGCAAAGUGGCUACGGUGGGCAGACUAAGCCAAUUUUCCGAAAAAAGGCUAAGACUACAAAGAAGAUUGUGCUGAGGCUUGAAUGUGUUGAGCCUAACUGUAGAUCUAAGAGAAUGCUGGCUAUUAAGAGAUGCAAGCAUUUUGAAUUGGGAGGAGAUAAGAAGAGAAAGGGUCAAGUGAUCCAGUUCUAAUCUUCAUAUUUUGUUUGAUUAUAUGACAAUAAAAUCAUGGAAGGAGCUCUGUGAUAUGACAAGCAGGAUUACAGGCCACUCCUUGACCCAGGGAAGCAAGACUGAUGGUGUAAGAACGAGGUCCACCAAUCUCCUGCAGGUUUACCACAGCCACCGCCCAGGCUAACUCCGAGAGAGGGCGUUCCCAUACCUCAAUGUUGUCUUCCUGAAAAGCAAGUCAAGAAAAUAGGUGUGAUAGCUUGGUAACUAGCAGUAAGCUGCCUUGUAGCAUUCAGUCUUAUUGUCCAAACUACCAAACACUUCUAGGAAAAAUUAAAGUUAUCUUGUAGCAUG
Molecule: messenger RNA, 805 nt
Organism: Myotis myotis
Lineage: Eukaryota; Metazoa; Chordata; Mammalia; Chiroptera; Vespertilionidae
Product: 60S ribosomal protein L36a-like
Exons: 6
Coding region: 56-472 (138 amino acids)
Biological process (GO): translation
Cellular component (GO): ribosome; cytosolic large ribosomal subunit
Molecular function (GO): structural constituent of ribosome
Source: RefSeq, a predicted model, not a curated record